Prosopis cineraria is the source of this 2232-nucleotide messenger RNA. RefSeq names its product protein NRT1/ PTR FAMILY 7.3-like. Gene Ontology annotation, cellular component: membrane. The transcript is spliced from 5 exons. The coding region runs from base 94 to 1875 and encodes 593 amino acids. Lineage: Eukaryota; Viridiplantae; Streptophyta; Magnoliopsida; Fabales; Fabaceae. The record is from RefSeq and is a predicted model, not a curated record. Gene Ontology annotation, biological process: transmembrane transport. Gene Ontology annotation, molecular function: transmembrane transporter activity.
UCGCUUCUCUCUGGCAUUCUUCCCCAGUCAACACCUUUCCUCUGUCUGCAUUUCACUCAUAAGGUCUUACAACUUCGCUCUUCCUCAUCGCCAAUGGCUUGCUUGGAGCUCUGUAAAGAGAGCAAGUACAAGGAAGAACCAGAAGGGUUAACUCUUGAUGGAAGUUUUGAUUGGCAUGGCCGCCCUGCUAUCAGAGACAAAUCCGGAAGAUGGUUUGCCGGAAUUAUCAUACUCUUGAACCAAGGUCUGGCAACCCUAGCAUUUUUCGGGAUCGGAGUGAACUUGGUGCUGUUCCUGACUCGCGUGUUAGGCCAAAACAACGCUGACGCCGCUAACAAUGUUAGCAAGUGGACCGGAACGGUUUACAUCUUCUCUCUCGUCGGUGCUUUCCUCAGUGAUUCUUAUUGGGGCAGAUACAAAACUUGUGCCGUCUUCCAGGUCAUCUUCGUCAUUGGUCUGGUAUCGCUGUCGCUGUCGUCGUACGCUUUCUUGAUCAGACCCCAAGGCUGUGGGAAUGAAGCACUUGAAUGUGGGAAGCAUUCGAAGUUAGAGAUGGGCAUGUUUUACCUCUCCAUCUACCUCGUUGCCUUAGGGAAUGGAGGGUAUCAACCAAACAUUGCUACGUUUGGGGCUGAUCAGUUCGAUGCAGAGCACUCCAAGGAAGGCCAUUCCAAGGUGGCCUUCUUCAGCUACUUCUAUCUUGCCCUGAACCUGGGUUCUCUCUUCUCAAACACCAUUCUCGUCUACUUCGAGGAUGAAGGAAUGUGGGCUCUUGGCUUUUGGGUGUCUGCCGGCUCCGCCUUCACCGCCCUCGUCUUGUUCCUCCUAGGGACCCCUAGAUACAGGCACUUCAAAGCCAGUGGAAAUCCUCUUUCCAGGUUCUGCCAAGUCCUUUUCGCUGCAUCCAACAAAUGGAGGGCUCAAAUGCCACCCAAUGAAGAGGAAUUGUUUGACGGGGAUGCUAAGGAAUCUUCCGCCACAAGCAACAGAAAGAUUCUUUAUACCCAUGGUUUAAGUAAGUUCUUGGAUCGAGCAGCAUAUAUAUCAUCUCGAGAUUUAGAUGACCAAAAACGAGGGGUUUACAGCCCUUGGCGUCUCUGCCCAAUUAGUCAAGUUGAAGAAGUGAAGUGCAUUCUAAGGCUUCUUCCAAUUUGGCUGUGCACCAUAAUAUACUCGGUGGUUUUCACACAGAUGGCUUCUCUGUUCGUGGAGCAAGGUGCCGCCAUGAAAACCACAAUUUCCAAUUUCCGAAUCCCACCAGCGAGCAUGUCCAGCUUUGACAUCCUCAGUGUGGCUAUUUUCAUAUUCCUUUACCGUAGAGUUCUCGAUCCACUCGCGGGGAGGCUUAAAAAGACAAACUCAAAGGGACUUACAGAGCUUCAGAGAAUGGGAAUUGGCCUCGUGAUAGCAAUUAUGGCUAUGGUCUCCGCCGGAAUAGUCGAGUGCUAUCGGCUUAAGUACGCAAAGCAGGGCAGCACCAGCUCUCUGAGCAUCUUCUGGCAAAUACCACAGUAUGCUUUCAUAGGAGCUUCAGAAGUGUUUAUGUAUGUGGGGCAGUUAGAGUUCUUCAAUGCUCAGACACCAGAUGGGUUAAAGAGCUUUGGAAGUGCACUGUGCAUGACAUCCAUCUCUCUUGGAAACUACGUGAGCAGCUUGCUGGUGAGCAUGGUUAUGAAGAUUUCAACUGAAGAUCACAUGCCGGGGUGGAUACCUGGAAACCUCAACAAGGGCCACUUGGAUAGGUUUUACUUCCUCUUGGCUGCCUUGACGUCCGUAGACUUGUUGGUCUAUAUUGCCUCUGCAAAGUGGUACAAGUGUAUACAGCUGGAAGGGAAAUGUGGCGAGAAUGAUGAACCAGGCAGCCUCAGGGUCUAACUUCAAAGGAGAACAGAUACAGUGGCAACAUAUAUAAAUAAGAGGAAGAAUGGAGCCUCUAGUCACAACAUCAUCGGUUAUAUAUAGUACCAACUGUUCUAAAGAAAAUUUCUCUGGUUUGGUAAGAGAAGCCCUUUUUCCCCGAGCCUCUUCAAUACUAUAUCAUACCAUUCUUAGGACCCUAACUGUAUUUUCAGUUUAUCUUCUCGGUGCUGGUUUGUGUAUUUGGGUUAAACCAUACUCUGAAGAGGCAAUGACUGCUUUAGGGUCUCUUUUAAACUUCCCCUCUUCCUCGUCUGUUUGUUCCCUCACAGAAAUGGAUUAUAUGAUAUGUUCAAGUGAUUUCCAAGUCUAAAA